AGUAAACCCGCGAUACCCAAGCAGGAACCAUGUAACGUGAUUUCAAAUUCAUUUUACAGAAGAAAGCUAUUAUUAUAAUAUUAUUAUGAAUAAAACACAUGUGAGAUAAAGGAUAUAAUGCGUUUUAGUGACGUUCCACAGACUCGUGCGACGCUCUAAACACGACAAGAACAAAUCCAAAGUUUAAAUGUUGCACUCACGCGAGCUAGUCCGUUGUUUCUGAAGAAAGUCCAAAAGAAGAAAAUGGAAGAUGUCGUCAUGGAAUCGGACUCGGUCGAGAUGUCUGGACCUGCACCAGAACAACGGGUCUCUGAUGCUUGGGAGACCGUCACUGCAGCGCUGAUGUCUCCAGGCUGCUCGGUGGUGGAUCGGAGCCUCUCGGAGUCUCUGGCCCUGCUGUGUGGUCAGGGUCUGGGCCGGCUGCUGGGCGGCUGGCUGCUGGAGACUCUGCAGACGCGUCUGUCCUCCUCUGUGGUUCCCGAGUUCUGGUCCGGACUCAAACAGCCGGAGAACGAGCUGGAGGAGCGAGGCCGGGCCUGGGUUCUCCUCACCGCCUUUCGGACUCUGUUGGACCGCCUGGAACCUUUUCUGGGUGGUCUGAAGAAGCUGGGGUCGUGGCAAGACGAGGGCCGCGGUCUCAGUCUGUGUGGCCCCGGACCCGGGGGCCUCCAGGAUCGGGCCUUCACCAUCAUCAGGGCCCUCCUCCUCUUCUCCCCCUCGCCCGUUCUGCAGGAGCGAGUGCUGGAGUUCUACAGCAGGACCUUCUCCGUCUACAUGCACCAGGAGGGCCAGGCCGAGGACGGGGCCGAGCUGCAGGACGGCCCCGAGCGGGGGGUCUGUCCGGGCUGCGGGGUCCCAACGCAGCAGUGCUGGUGUAAGGAGGCCCUGGAGCAGCUGCAGGACCUCAGCCACAUACUCUCCAGACUGCAGCUGCUGGAGUGGGUCAGCUCCGAGGCCGUCACCUCCAUCCUGCACAAGCUCAUCGAGCAGCGGAUGGAGCAGCACUGCAGAGGAGAGUACGAACGCUCCUUCCUGCUGGAGUUCCAGGAGUGGUUGGAGCUGGUGCUCGGCUGGCUGAGCAAAGUGUUUGCAAGUGAGGUGGACAGAGACGGUCCUGUACCUGCUCCCGGUGAUCCCGGUGCUCCCAGCAUCCAGCCCGGCAGCUCCGUCCUGAAGCAGUGGAGAUGCCACAUGCACCAGUUCUUCUGCAGGAUCUACGUCAACAUGAGGAUCGAGGAGCUCUUCAGUAUAAUCAGAGAUUUCCCAGAAUCCAAAGCGGCCAUCGAGGAUCUGAAGUUCUGUCUGGAGAGAACCAACCAGAGGCAGCAGCUCCUCACCUCCUUAAAGUCUGCUUUUGAGAGCCGUCUGCUGCACCCGGGAGUUCACACGUCCGACAUCCUCACGGUUUACAUCUCGGCCAUCAAGGCCCUCAGAGAGCUCGACCCGUCCAUGGUCAUCCUGCAGGUCGCCUGCCAGCCGAUCCGCAAGUACCUCCGGACUCGGGAGGACACGGUGAGGCAGAUCGUAGCCGGCCUCACCGGAGACGCCGAGGGCUGCACUGACCUGGCCUCGGAGCUGUCCCGAGGAGACCCGGUGACUCUGGAGAUGCAGGACAGCGACGAGGAAGGCAACGACCCCGAGGACUGGAGUCCGGACCCGACCGACGCCGUCCCCGAUAAGUUGGGCUCUAAGCGGCGUUCGUCCGACAUCAUCAGCCUGCUGGUCAGCAUCUACGGCAGCAAAGACAUCUUCAUCGACGAGUACAGAGCCGUGCUGGCCGACCGGCUGCUGCACCAACUCAACUACAACACGGCCAGGUAGGGCUCGGGUUAGGAGGUACCGGUGACCCGG
Molecule: messenger RNA, 1851 nt
Organism: Anarrhichthys ocellatus (wolf-eel)
Lineage: Eukaryota; Metazoa; Chordata; Actinopteri; Perciformes; Anarhichadidae
Gene: anapc2
Product: anaphase promoting complex subunit 2
Exons: 9
Coding region: 244-1821 (525 amino acids)
Biological process (GO): protein K11-linked ubiquitination; metaphase/anaphase transition of mitotic cell cycle
Cellular component (GO): anaphase-promoting complex
Source: RefSeq, a predicted model, not a curated record